Fusarium vanettenii 77-13-4 is the source of this 2682-nucleotide messenger RNA. RefSeq lists its product as uncharacterized. Lineage: Eukaryota; Fungi; Ascomycota; Sordariomycetes; Hypocreales; Nectriaceae. Bases 1 to 2682 code for a protein of 893 amino acids. The record is from RefSeq and is a predicted model, not a curated record. Gene Ontology annotation, biological process: clathrin-dependent endocytosis; clathrin coat disassembly. The transcript has 2 exons. Gene Ontology annotation, molecular function: clathrin binding. Gene Ontology annotation, cellular component: cytoplasm; vesicle; intracellular membrane-bounded organelle.
AUGGACGACCUCUCAAGCCUCGAUUGGUCCUCCAAGCCGACCGGCGGCCAGCCCAAGCCGCCUGUCAUGAACUCGGCCUUUGCAACGAUGCGACCUACACCAUCACCGUUGGGCUCGGGAACCAACACGCCUCUGUCCACACAGGGGUCUGGAUCUGUUGCCCCUAAACCAGCACCCCCGAAGCCAUCGCAGGAUAGCUUUAGCAAUUUGAUGCACUUUGGACCGGCCAAAACGAAACAGAACCUUAGUCUGGCGGAGCGACAGGCGCAACUCGAGGCUGAGAAGCGCCAGAAGGAAGCGGAGCGGAGGAAGCAGCAGGAGGCCCAGUUUGGCAAUGGCCAGUUCUGGGAUGCUCUUGGGAGCCGAGGCGCGUCGACGAGCCCUGCGCUGCAACCACCAGCAGCAGCCCCCAAGCCGAAGAGCGACGAUGACGAUCUCUUUGCCGCCUUUAACAAGGAUACCAAGGUCGAUAACGCAAGCUACUACCCCCCUCCUCCCGAAUCGCAGCGAUCGACACCCGCGAACGCUGCGCCGAUGAACUUGAGCGACCCAAGCGCCUGGAAAUCUACGAGUGGAACAACUGGGUCGAAUGGAGGGGCUUUUGGCGUGGAAGAUGACGAUCCAUUUGGCUUGAACCAGAUGAAGUCAGUCCCGGCUGCUGCACCUGUGACGCAAAAUGAUGACGAUGACUUCUUGGGAGAUUUGGGUCGUCCAGUUGAGGAGGUGCGCCGCGAGCAGGAGGCGAAGCGACCUCAGCCAGAACCUGGAAAGCCAAUUGAAGACGACGACUCGAGCUCCUCAGAGGAGUCGGUUCCCCAGGCGCGAGAGCAAUUUCCCGAGCGACAGCCCCGAGUCAACAAAGACCCAUUUGAUAGGGCGGUUGCGCAGUUGGUGGACUAUGGAUUCGCUGCCGAGGACGCUCGUCGCGCUUUAGUUGAAAGCGGUUCUGGGUACAAUGCUCAAGCUGCUGUGAACUGGCUUUUGGAUGAGGCGCACCGCAAAUCCAAGGAACAAGCGCAAGGGAAAACCUCUUCUGGGAGCUCAAGCCGUGCCGGAAGCCAGGCUCCAAGGAGCAACGACAGGUCACCGGCUAGGGGAGAUCAAGACUUGGGCAAGCAGGCUGCUGCGAUGGGAAAUAGCCUGUUUAAGACAGCCAACUCGCUCUGGAAGACUGGCCAAAAGAAGAUGCAGCAGGCUGUUGCGGACUUUCAGCAUGAAGGCGACCCUAGCCAACCUAAGUGGAUGCGGGAAGCUCAACAAGCCAGAGCACAAGGACCAGGCAAGGCGAGGGUAGACGCUACGGACGAAGCACUCAUGCUUGAGGCUGGUGGCCGUCCGCCACCUCGUCGAACCGCCAGCCGCCCUGCUGAGGCGAGAGCCUCUCCUCAACCGACAUCUCGAGGACAGUCGCCUGCUCACUCUGGGGGCAGCCGCGCCAGCCCUGCUCCUCGAUGGCAGCAGCAAGCCCAGCCUCCUGCGGCAGGGUUGGACUCCAGGUCUCGACUCAAUCGCCUGGCAGCUGAUGACGAUAGCUUCUCAAGCUAUAGUAGCCCUAAUAGGAGAAAGAAGGCUGCUUCACCGGCACCAGCACCUAAGCCUGCCGAGCCGGAACCUGACUUGCUCUUCAAUUCCCAGCAAGUCAAGUCCUCUCUUCCUUCGAGACCAGCUCAGCCAUCCCCUCGACCAACCCCAACCCCGCAAGCCAAGCGACCAUCGCCUCCGGCUCCAAGACCUUCGCCCCGACCUGCUCGAGAGAUUCCUUCUAUCAGCCCCGUUUCCCUGCAGACUUCAACACAGCACCGACUACAAGGAACAGCUCACUUCAAGCGCGGCGACUACGCAGCUGCUCACUCUUCAUACUCUUCCUCACUAUCGGCCGUCCCCCAGACUCACCCACUCGCUAUCCUUCUCCUUACCAACCGCGCCUUGACGGCUCUCAAAACCGGAGAGCCUAAGCAGGCUGUUGAUGAUGCUGAUAGUGCGCUGAAACUCAUUGGACCUGGUCUUGGCCAAGGGGAGACGGUUGCUGUGAAGAAUGAGAGUGGUGUAGACGAGAAUCGGGAUAUGAAGGAUCUCUACGGUAAGGCCUUGAGCAGGAAGGCCGAGGCUCUUGAACAAAUGGAGAAGUGGAGGGAUGCCGGAGCAGUCUGGCAGAUUUGUGUCGAGGGUGGUGUUGGCGGUACCAAUGCUAUCAAAGGUCGCCAGCGAUGCCAGAAUGCCCUUGCGCCCAAACCCAAGCCAACACCUAAGCCUGCGGCAGCCAAGCCUCGACCUCGGCCGUCAACAACUGCUAGCCUUGGGCCCCAGAAGAGCUCGGAGGCUGUCACUCGUCUGCGUGAAGCAAACGAGGCUGCGGCUCGAGAGGAUGACGAGAAGUUUGUGCUCUCAGAGAAGGUGGAUGCCAAGAUCUCUACCUGGCGUGACGGAAAGCGAGAUAACCUCCGGGCACUGAUUGCUAGUCUCGACACUGUCCUGUGGGAGGGUAGCGGGUGGAAGAAGGUUGGCUUGCAUGAGUUGGUUAUGGCCAACAAGGUCAAGAUCAAUUAUAUGAAGGCGAUCGCAAAGACACACCCCGACAAGCUUCCGCAAGACGCAAGCACCGAGGUGAGGUUGAUUGCAGGCCUGGUGUUUAGUACACUGAACGAGAGUUGGGACAAGUUCAAGGCGGACAAUGGACUGUGA